This is a messenger RNA of Gadus morhua (Atlantic cod), 2092 nucleotides long. RefSeq names its product phenylethanolamine N-methyltransferase (gene pnmt). Gene Ontology annotation, molecular function: phenylethanolamine N-methyltransferase activity. The record is from RefSeq and is a predicted model, not a curated record. The transcript is spliced from 3 exons. Bases 73 to 909 code for a protein of 278 amino acids. Gene Ontology annotation, cellular component: cytosol. NCBI's taxonomy places the organism in Eukaryota, Metazoa, Chordata, Actinopteri, Gadiformes, Gadidae.
CGGCAGAGUCCAGAGUGACCUGGGAGAGUCCCGAGAGAGCGCCCAGAGAGAGAGAGCCGAGGGAGCAGAGGAAUGGAGACUAAAGCAGUGAAGGAGAAGAGCCUGGAGGACGGACGGGCCGCCAUGGCGGCGUGCUACCAGGGGUUCGAUCCUGCGGCCUACCUGCAGUACAACUACACGCCGCCGCGAGCAGACUUCUGCCGCCGCGACAGCAUCGUACCCUGGAAGCUGGGCUGCCUGCACCGCGCCUUCACAGAAGAGGACAUCACGGGGGGGGUCCUGGUGGACGUGGGCUCCGGCCCCACGCUGUACCAGGUCCUGAGCGGCUGUGAGGUCUUCGAGCGCCUGGUGCUCACGGACUUCCUGGAGGUGAACCGUCGGGAGCUGAGGGGCUGGCUGCAGGAGCAGGGGAAGAGCAGCCUGGACUGGACCCCCUACCUCCAGCACGUCUGCAAGCUGGAGGGACGCGGAGUGUCGGCGUGGAGUGAGAAGGCGGCCCGUCUGCGGGCGGUGGUGUCCGACGUGCUGCCCAUCGACGUGCACUGCCCCCAGCCCCUGGCCCCGGGGGCCCUCCCCUCUCCGGGGGCCGACUGCCUGGUGUCCAGCUUCUGCCUGGAGAGCGUGAGCCCCGACCUGGACGCCUUCACGCGGGCCCUGGGCCACAUCGGGGGCCUGCUGCGGCCCGGGGGCCACCUGCUGCUCAUCGGGGCCCUGGGGGAGAGCUUCUACCUGGGGGGCCCCGGGGUGCAGAUCCCCGUGGUGCCCCUGGACGAGGCCCAGGUGUGCGGCAGCCUGAGGGAGAGCGGCUACACCCUGAUCCGGAUGGAGGUGUACACCCUGCCGCCGGACAUGAGGGUGGGCGUCGACGACGUCAGCGGCAUCUUCUUCGUCAAGGCCAGGAAGGACUGAGGUCAGAGGUCGACUGGGGGCCGACCCCUACUCUGUGUCGAGGUCUCUGGACAGGGAGGGGGGCAGAGGGAGGAGUGGAAGGCCGUUGGAUUGUAGCAUAAGAUCUAUAUAUUAAGAAAGAAAGAGAUGAGUGGAUUUAAGAAGUAAGGACUAUAUCAAGCUACUAGUUGUAGGUAGUAAGUUAGGUUGUUGGUUAGUCUGUGUUUUUCGUUGUUUUUUAACACACGAAAAUGUAGUUUUUCAGUAUAUGCGUUUGUAUCAGUGUGGUGUUUUUUUGUUGAUAAUGAGGCUUACAUCAAUGAAUCUCUUCAUUACUGGGCAGAGUUUUUUUCCCAAAGUAAAUAGAGUAUUUCUCCACAACCGGAAGGGCUACAACAUCUAAUCUUGGCACAAAAGGAAAAUAACAACUGUGAGAUUGUUGUGCAUGCUAAAUAAUCAAUGUGGAUGCUUGGUUAGAGUGAAUAAAGCUAAAACACAGCAUCAUUCCAAGAUUUCAUUUCCAUCUGAAAUGCAUUUCAUGUUUUUGAAUACCACCUCGUGCAUAUCAUUUGGUAGCAUCAUAGCACAACACCGGAUGUUUACCUGGGUCAAUAUGAGGCCAAAAGUGAAGUGGAGCAAUCAGUCCAGAGUAGGUCCAGGUGGAAUCGCCAAAUGAAAAUAAUAAAUCCAAUGCCAACAAAUGCAAAUCAGUCAAUAUAACCUUGAUAUGACACAAAAAGGUUGAUAUCAUGAGAACGCAUUGUAUAAUUUGAAUGACACCUGUAAUGACACCAAGCCAUUGCAAAAGCAAACAAUCGCAAUCGCACCAUACAGCGACUAGUCUGGGACAAAGAACGUGUGGUCUGAAUGAAGGCAUUGACCUAUUUCUUGUGAAACCCUCCCUUAGCUCCUAUACAUUGAUUUUAAACACUGUGUUUGGUCGCAAAAAGGGAAGAAAUCAUUUUGGUUGUAGUUUUAGUCAAAGAGAUUUAUAGUUUAUUCUGUAGGAAUCAGUGGACUUUCAGCUUUCAUAUGAUAUAUCUAGGUUGAUCACAUGGCAUGAAAAAUAUCUCUAUGCUGUGCAUGUGGACCGUUAUAAUAUACAUAACUCUUGUUGUUACAUGCUUCUUAUAUUGUUUGAGGUUGGAAUUGUCAUUUGUUUAAUCGGCAAUGGUUAUGACAAUAAAGUAAUUAAAGUGGUGAA